Messenger RNA from Symphalangus syndactylus (siamang), 4725 nucleotides. It is a transcript of the gene CDHR1, whose product is annotated as cadherin related family member 1. The record is from RefSeq and is a predicted model, not a curated record. Gene Ontology annotation, molecular function: beta-catenin binding; calcium ion binding; cadherin binding. Gene Ontology annotation, biological process: multicellular organism development; cell-cell adhesion mediated by cadherin; homophilic cell-cell adhesion. Gene Ontology annotation, cellular component: plasma membrane; adherens junction; catenin complex. Lineage: Eukaryota; Metazoa; Chordata; Mammalia; Primates; Hylobatidae.
GCUAAUUGGUCUCGUCAGGCGGCCGGCAGGAGCAGAUCCGAGCCGUGUCAUCCUCUUAGCGCCCUCACGCCACCCGCCGCUCCCGCCCCGUGCCCCCUCCCGCCGCGGCUGCAGUCUCCGCUACCCCCAUUGUUGUCUCUGCCCUCCCCGCGGGCCCAGGGCAUGCUCCGUGCCCCUGCGCCAGGUCUCGGCGGCGGCAGGCGACACUCCGCGCCGGCGGAGACAUGAGGCGCGGCCGGUGGGCCGCCCUGGCCCUGGGGCUGCUGCGCCUCUGCCUGGCUCAGGCCAACUUCGCGCCCCACUUCUUCGACAACGGGGUCGGCAGCACCAAUGGAAACAUGGCUCUGUUCAGCCUCCCAGAGGACACCCCUGUAGGCUCUCACGUAUACACCCUGAAUGGGACAGACCCUGAGGGAGACCCCAUCUCCUACCACAUCAGCUUUGACCCCAGCACUAGAAGCGUCUUUUCUGUUGACCCCACUUUUGGAAACAUCACCUUGGUUGAAGAGCUGGACAGAGAGAGGGAAGAUGAGAUUGAAGCCAUUAUCAGCAUUUCUGAUGGCCUGAAUCUGGUGGCCGAAAAAGUCGUGAUCCUGGUGACCGAUGCCAAUGACGAGGCGCCCAGGUUCAUCCAGGAGCCUUAUGUUGUCCUGGUUCCCGAGGACAUACCUGCUGGGAGCAUCAUCUUUAAGGUUCAUGCGGUGGACAGGGACACGGGCUCUGGAGGGAGUGUCACCUACUUCCUGCAGAACCUGCACUCCCCAUUUGCCGUGGACCGCCACAGCGGUGUGCUGCGCCUCCAGGCUGGGGCCACUCUGGACUACGAGAGGUCCCGGACCCACUACAUCACCGUGGUUGCCAAGGAUGGAGGUGGGAGGCUUCAUGGGGCUGAUGUGGUGUUCUCAGCCACCACCACGGUCACGGUCAAUGUGGAGGAUGUUCAGGACAUGGCCCCUGUCUUCGUGGGCACACCCUACUACGGCUAUGUGUACGAGGACACCCUUCCGGGCUCGGAGGUACUGAAGGUGGUCGCCAUGGAUGGAGAUCGGGGCAAACCCAAUCGAAUUCUCUACAGCCUUGUGAAUGGGAGCGAUGGAGCCUUUGAAAUUAAUGAGACAUCUGGAGCCAUUUCCAUCACUCAGAGCCCGGCCCAACUCCAGAGAGAGGUGUAUGAGCUGCAUGUACAGGUGACCGAAAUGAGCCCUGCUGGGAGCCCAGCUGCCCAGGCCACCGUCCCAGUCACCAUCAGGAUUGUGGACCUCAACAACCACCCGCCAACAUUCUAUGGAGAGAGUGGACCCCAAAACAGGUUUGAGCUGUCCAUGAAUGAGCACCCACCCCAGGGAGAGAUCCUGCGGGGCCUCAAGAUCACCGUCAAUGACUCCGACCAGGGAGCCAAUGCCAAAUUCAACUUGCAGCUGGUGGGACCCAGGGGCAUCUUCCGAGUGGUUCCACAGACAGUCCUGAAUGAAGCCCAAGUCACGAUCAUUGUGGAGAACUCAGCUGCCAUUGACUUUGAAAAGUCCAAAGUAUUAACCUUCAAGCUCCUGGCUGUUGAAGUGAACACCCCGGAGAAGUUCAGUUCCACAGCGGAUGUUGUGAUCCAGCUCCUGGACACCAAUGACAAUGUCCCCAAGUUCGACUCCCUCUACUACGUUGCCAGGAUUCCUGAGAACGCCCCAGGGGGCUCCAGUGUGGUGGCUGUCACAGCUGUGGAUCCAGACACAGGACCCUGGGGCGAAGUGAAAUAUUCCAUCUAUGGGACUGGGGCAGACCUCUUCCUGAUCCACCCAUCCACUGGGCUUAUCUACACCCAGCCCUGGGCUAGCCUGGACGCUGAGGCCACUGCCAGGUACAACUUCUAUGUGAAGGCAGAGGACAUGGAGGGCAAGUACAGCAUAGCUGAGGUGUUUAUCACACUGCUGGAUGUCAAUGACCACCCCCCUCAGUUUGGAAAGAGCAUUCAGAAGAAGACGAUGGUGCUAGGGACCCCAGUGAAAAUUGAGGCCAUAGACGAGGAUGCAGAGGAACCCAACAACCUGGUGGACUAUUCCAUCACCUAUGCAGAGCCUGCCAACGUGUUCGACAUCAAUUCCCACACGGGGGAGAUCUGGCUCAAGAAUUCCAUCCGCUCCCUGGAUGCCCUGCACAACAUCACACCCGGAAGGGACUGCCUAUGGUCCCUAGAGGUGCAGGCCAAGGACCGGGGCUCCCCAUCCUUCAGCACCACAGCCUUACUCAAGAUUGACAUCACAGAUGCUGAGACCCUCUCCCGGAGCCCCAUGGCUGCCUUCCUGAUACAAACCAAGGACAACCCCAUGAAGGCCGUGGGUGUGCUGGCCGGCACCAUGGCCACCGUAGUGGCCAUCACCGUCCUCAUCUCCACCGCCACCUUCUGGCGCAACAAGAAGUCUAACAAGGUCCUGCCAGUGCGGCGGGUACUCCGCAAGCGGCCCAGCCCUGCGCCCCGCACCAUCCGCAUUGAGUGGCUCAAGUCCAAGAGCGCCAAAGCCUCUACCAAGUUCAUGCUCAAAGAGAAACCUCCCAAUGAGAACUGCAACAACAACAGCCCAGAAAGCUCCCUGCUACCGAGAGCUCCGGCUCUCCCUCCACCACCCAGCGUGGCGCCCAGCACUGGCGCAGCCCAGUGGACCGUGCCUACCGUCUCUGGCUCUCUCACUCCGCAGCCGACCCAACCCCCACCAAAACCCAAAACUAUGGGAAGCCCCGUCCAGUCAACUCUGAUCUCUGAGCUCAAGCAAAAGUUUGAGAAGAAGAGUGUGCACAACAAGGCUUACUUCUAGUGUGUGCCCUAUGACCCCCCAUCUUUCCUCCACCCCGACCCCCACCACCCUGCUGCUCGGACUAUGCUCCCCUUCCUCUGCUCCUUAAGGUCACUGACCCCUGUUUUGUACAAUGGUAUAAUUCCCACUGUCCUCAUCUCUACCGCCACCUUCUGGCGCAACAAGAAGUUGCGCUCUGACAGGGCUCUAGUCAGGGCCUUGGGGAAGACAUUGGGCUCUAGGAUGCAACUGGCAAAUACUUCCCCGUUACUCAAAUCCUUGGCACUACUACAAUGCCCUCCAUUCUUCAGGGCUGGGAAUUGACGAGAAGCCAGCUCUAUGUGUCUUCUACUCACCCAUCCCAGACCUCACAGUCCCGCAGUUUCUACUGGGAUCUCAUCAUCAUCCUUAGUCAAACAGCAGGGCCCUGGCCACGUGGAGCAACACUGACUAGAAUCUGGAUCCUGAGGCCUGCAGCUGAGAGCAGGAGCAGGAAAAGGAGGCUCAGCACUGUCUCAGGCUGGAGGUCAGCGAACUUCGUGGGCUGUGGGAAAGCAAAUGUAGGUAAGGGGAGAGCAAAGAUGCACAGAAAACACACUGACUGAGGGACUGUGCCGGGAUGCAUUUGGAAAGAUAGAGCAUUCUGUCUGGGCACAGACUGUGGACCCUGGUAUGCCCACGUGGGACCAGGGACACAGAGGUGGAAGAUGGGCCUCGCCAAGAGUGAGGGCAGAUGUCUCCAGCCAGGACAGCCCUGAGCCCAAAAAUGUCAAAGCUGGAGCUAUAGAGGCAGCCCUGAAGGCAUCUAGAAGAGCAUCAGGGCCGCUCUCUGAGGAGCUGCCCCACCAGCCAUCCUUGAAGAGACAAUUCAGGGCAGUUGAUAAAUAUCAGGGCUGAGAUGUGGGGAGACUUCCGUUUUUAUCCAGCUCUUCUGCUCACAUCGCGUAACCUUGGGAAAGCUGUUUAAAGUCACUGAUCAUCCUCUUCCUCAUCUGUAAAUGAAGAAAGUAAGCCCUGUCUGCCUCACUUGCAGGUCUAGGGUGAGGAUUGAAGAAAAUAGUGGUGAUGAGGGCUUUAACCAAGUGCAAAGCGACAUGAAUGCAAAGUAUUUUUCUGCAGCGCAGUUCUCUGGGUGCAGCUCUUCCAGAAAGUAUUAGGAGCGUCACAGCUACUCUGCCAGGCACCCCAGCAGACACUGUGCUAGGCUUAGGGGCUACCACUGGAUGAUGGCCUGCCGUACCUCACACACCUCUCCUUCCGUUCUUCCCUCACCCCAUCCCCACUGUGGUCCUGGCCAGCUACCGUCAGAGAGAACCAGAGCUCCAGGUCUCCAAUUUGCCAAGAUGAAGAAAAUGAGUUCCCAAGAACGGGAAUGCUUUGCCGGAGGCCACACAGCAGGUUGGUAGCAAGGAUCUGAUCUAGCCAGGGCAGAACUCAUCAGCUUGUGACAACCUUCCCCAGGAGAGAAGUCAUACAAGGCCUCUGGGGUUAAUACAAAUAGGUUGUGCCCUCCUUUAAGGAACCUGCUAUCAGGAAAUCUAGGUGUGUGCACAGAGAGAGAAAAGUAGAACAGUUCUUUGCAUUUGACUCCACUCACUAACAACGCUUCUAGAAUACAAUGGUGAUUUUAUUUAAAGAGAUUGUAUGCACAUGUGGCUUUCCUGAUUUCUGAGUCCGUGUUUGGAGGUGUUACUGAGAUGUGCCAGUGUGCAGAAUCUUAGCUAGGGUUUCUAUAGUCCCCAACUUGAACAGCAUUAAGCAAGAGGUGGACUCGAGCAAUCCAGGAGCCCAGAGUGAGCAAACAAGUACUUUCCAGCCUGUGUUUCAGGAGAGGACUGUGCUGGAUCAUGCUUGCCCUCCACAGGGAAUACAGCAUCCUUACAGCUUGCAUGCAAUGAACCUCUUUUGUAAAUGGAAAAUAAAGUCUGUUACCCAAAGGACA